Xylaria bambusicola is the source of this 1176-nucleotide messenger RNA. RefSeq lists its product as uncharacterized. The record is from RefSeq and is a predicted model, not a curated record. Lineage: Eukaryota; Fungi; Ascomycota; Sordariomycetes; Xylariales; Xylariaceae. The transcript has a single exon. Bases 151 to 897 code for a protein of 248 amino acids.
UGACCUGUAAUAGCAAAUGCUAGAUGAUAGGGGUGUGCAAAGGACAGCUGGAUAUCUCAACUACCUAUCAAGCUUUAUCUCCCUAAAUUGGCUACGGUUCAUCCUCAGUAGUAAGAUCUCAUCGUCUGGAUUUUGUUGAGCGGUUUUAUCAUGGAAUCCAGAUCCUUUCGCCUGAAAUCUCAGUAUCCAUCCUAUUUCCUUCCCUCGUGGGCGCGCGGACGAGACCGCAAAGCUCAGGUCCAGGCUGCAGAAGACGACGAGCAGUCCCAAUCGCUGAUGAACAAAAAUCAGAAAGGAGAGCGGAACGGCCUUGAACGGCGGAUAGCCUCCCGGGUAUGGUCGCGUCGCCUUCUAUUCGUUGCGAUGACAUUCAUAUUCUCGUCGCUCUCGGGCGCCGCGACAGUCUGGAUUGCAGGGCUCCAUCACGGCAGCACAUCAGACCCAGGCCGACCCGUGAUAGUCAUGGAACACCCAUGUGGAAGCAGUCCCGCAGAGGCGGUUGCGCGGGGGUGUCACUUCGACGUGAUAUCAUUCUGCUGGCUGCCAGAUGCGUGCUACGACACCGAGCUAGCAGAGGAAUUUCGCGCAAAUCACAAGCUCGAAUGGUUCGUGGACCCGGAUAAGCAGCACCCGCUCAGCUAUGAACAGAUCAUGACGGGCGAGCACACAGGCUUAUAUGUCAACUGGGAGUAUCAUGUCGCUCACUGCACCACCAUGUGGAAGAAGAUGCACCGCGCUAUAUUGGGCGACUUGGGGAAGAGCGCCAUUGAUGGGUAUAUUGGAAGCUAUGAUCACACCAAGCACUGCGAGAUGAUGCUCCUCAGUGAUCGCGACGUUGCGCUGGAGACGAUAAACACGCGAAUUGCUGUCAAAUAUCCGAACUGUGGAAUUGAGUGAACGGAUCCCCAUGUUAAAUCAGUGCUGUGGAUUGGCUGCUGUAAUUACUUGAAUACCUUGCAUGUUGGAAGUCUGUGUAUAGAGUCUGCAUGCGAAUAACUUCUCAUAAUAAUCCAAAUCGAACAAGUGCUGUAAUUAUAGGGAACUUCGCGUCUUGGUCCGUGAGAAAUACAGCGGACUAUGCUGACUCAGCACCCGACAGUAACCAUAACUCAUAAGACGAUGCAUAAUGAGUACGUCUCUUAAGAAACCCAACUGUGGUUGAAGAUAGUUAUCCCG